GGGAGGAACCGGAAUCUCUCCUUCUCUUCGACCUCGCUACCUCCCAUCUCCUCCUCCUCCUCCUCCUCCUCCUCCUCAUUCAAAAGGCAUCGCCAGCUAUCAGCUAGCGAGCACAGCCAGCAGCAGUCUAGAUACCCCACACGGAGCAACACCCACCGCAAUGGCCCCCACUGACUCGUUCAAGCGCGAGAGCGGCACUGCCCGUAUCCUCGGCUCUGGCACUUCGGGUAUCGCCGAGCUGAUCGUCUUCCACCCCGUCGACACCGUGGCCAAGCGCCUCAUGUCCAACCGCUCGCACCUCUCGCUCAGCAACCUCAACCAGGUCAUCUUCCGCAACGCCGCCAACGCCUCCAUCGGUGGCAAGUUUGUCUCCCUCUUCCCAGGUCUCGGCUACGCUGCGGGGUACAAGGUUGCGCAGCGUGUGUACAAGUUCGGCGGCCAGCCAUACUUCCGUGACGUUAUCGACAGCAAGUCUGGCGACUGGUUCCGCAGCACUUUCGGCAAGAAGACGGGCAGCAUGCUCAUGCACGCGACGGCUGGCUCGCUGACUGGUAUCGGUGAGGUCGUCCUCCUUCCCCUCGAUGUCCUCAAGAUCAAGAUGCAGACCAACCCCGACGCGCUCAAGGGCCGUGGCAUUGUCAAGCUCAUCACUGAGGAGGGUCUUGGGUCGCUCUACCGCGGCUGGGGCUGGACCAUGGCCCGUAACGCUCCUGGCUCGUUUGCUCUCUUCGGUGGCUCGGCCGUCACCAAGGAGUACGUCUUCAAGCUCGAGGACUACUCCAAGGCCACCUGGACUCAGAACUUUGUCGCUUCCGUCGCCGGUGCCGUUGCGUCCAUCACUGUUGCCGCUCCUCUUGACGUUGUGAAGACGCGUAUCCAGAACGCCAACUUCAACACCAACGUCUCGGGUGUCACUGUCAUCAAGGAGAUGCUCAAGACUGAGGGUGCGGGCGCGUUCUUCAAGGGUCUUACUCCCAAGAUCCUCGUCGUCGGCCCCAAGCUCGUGUUCUCGUACACGCUUGCCCAGUCGCUCAUCCCCUUCUUCGGCAAGUACGUCUAAGCCGUCGACUAGACGCCAAUCCUCCACCACUCGUCGUAUCUGGGCUUGUUGCUCCUGUUAGGUUCUGUUGCAUACCCCCCCUCCCGUCUGUACUCUAGACAACUGCUGCUCCAUCAUGCAUUGGAUGUUGCGGUUAUGUACAGGAGCGGGAUCCAAUGACGUGGGCGGAUGCGGCUGGCCGUCUGGAUGAUAUGAAUGAUGCAAGCCUCGGGCGAGGUCGGCUUUGAUCCGCACCCUUAGGACCUUACCUC
Cutaneotrichosporon oleaginosum is the source of this 1311-nucleotide messenger RNA. RefSeq lists its product as uncharacterized. Gene Ontology annotation, cellular component: mitochondrion. Gene Ontology annotation, molecular function: guanine nucleotide transmembrane transporter activity. Lineage: Eukaryota; Fungi; Basidiomycota; Tremellomycetes; Trichosporonales; Trichosporonaceae. The record is from RefSeq and is a predicted model, not a curated record.